AUGCAAUUUCGUGGCUUAGAUAAAAAGGAACUAGAUUUAGUUUUAAUGGGUCAACUUAUAGCAUUUGAAUAUAAUCAAACAAAUGAAAAUACUAAUCAGAAAUUUAAUUAUCAAUUUAAUAAUGAUAUUAAACUCUGUGAAAAUGCAUAUCUUAAGUUAAUUAGGGUUGGAAAAGAUCAUCUUAUUCAAAUUAAUAAGAGUUUAAAAACAAAAGGGUUAGUUGAACGAUUACAUGGCAAUACAAAUAAUUAUGCUAAUAUUCACAGGUAUUCUUCUCCAAAUCGACAUUUACAAUAUGACGCACAAUCAAUAAUUUACUUGCCAACUAAUGAAGACUAUACUAAA
Molecule: messenger RNA, 345 nt
Organism: Racocetra persica
Lineage: Eukaryota; Fungi; Glomeromycota; Glomeromycetes; Diversisporales; Gigasporaceae
Source: the annotation of a GenBank genome assembly